AUGAUAAGCGAAACCAAAAAAAUUGAAAUUAAUUUAAAAAGAUUAAUAACAUCUUGUGAAAAGAUAAUAUCAGAAGAUGAUAGAGUUAAUGUUGCAAAUGGGGAUGGUGAAAUGAAGCCUAUAGUUAUCGACAAUACAUUUACAGUAGAGAAAUAUAUACCUAUAAUGCUUUCACUUUUUAUGCAGUUAGAGGAAAAGUAUUCUGAACAAACUAAACAGCAACAACAACAAUUACAACAACAACAGCAACAACAAUCACCAUUUCAAAUGGCAAAGCAAGCUGUUACAUUAUCCUCACCCCUAUCAUCACCUAAAUCAACAACACCACAGGAAAAUGAAGACACUUUUCAAUUAACUAAAGAGAUAUUAAAUGAAUAUUCAAGAAAGAUUGAUGUUAUAGUGGGUUUAGUUAAUAAGGGCAAAUUAAAUUCACCAAUUUCUACAAAACCUAGUAUAAUACGUUUACAAGCAAGCAAUUUAACACAUAAUAAAAAGAUGAAUGAAAUUCACACCGUUAUGAAAACUAGAAACAAGCAAGAACAAAAAAAAAUUGAUUUAUUAAUUCCAAAUAAUAGCGGCUAUGCCACAGCAGGAGGUAGUGGAUCAAAUAUAAAUAGCGACGAAUAUAGCAGUUUCAGAAAUACAAAUUCAAAUACAUAUAGUGACAACACAUUACCACAACAAACUACUACAGUAAAUUACAUAAAAACAACAUCACCAAACAACACGGCAUCCAUAUUAUCACCAACUAUAAAAUACAGAAACAAAUUUCAAAAUACAAACUCUCAGUUAAAAUCUCUAUUGGGUGACAGGGGUAGCAAAUUUCUAAAUUUAGAAGAGGAGGAGGAUAUAGAUGAGGAUUCUUUUGAAAAAAGAACUCAAGAGCAAAGAAAACUUCAAGAGAAUUUUGCAGAAGAGUUGUUAGGCCUUUCAAAAAAUUUAAAAAACCAUUCAAGUGAUAUGUCUAGAAAACUAAACGAAGAAGAUAAAAAAAUAGAUAAACUUAAUCAAUUAAUGGAUACUAGCAGUUCAAAAAUCGAUCGUCAAAAUCAAAAUUUAAAAGAUUAUACAUCAAGAAGUACAAGAGAUACAUUAAACUAUUGCCUUAUUAUAGUCUUUGUUUUAAUUUUAUUCAUUGUGUCAUAUUUAGUAAUUAAAUUCUUUAGUAAAUCAUAA
Messenger RNA from Dictyostelium purpureum, 1176 nucleotides. RefSeq lists its product as uncharacterized. Bases 1 to 1176 code for a protein of 391 amino acids. The transcript has a single exon. NCBI's taxonomy places the organism in Eukaryota, Evosea, Eumycetozoa, Dictyosteliales, Dictyosteliaceae. Gene Ontology annotation, cellular component: endoplasmic reticulum; SNARE complex. Gene Ontology annotation, biological process: retrograde vesicle-mediated transport, Golgi to endoplasmic reticulum. The record is from RefSeq and is a predicted model, not a curated record. Gene Ontology annotation, molecular function: SNAP receptor activity.